Messenger RNA from Fonsecaea multimorphosa CBS 102226, 540 nucleotides. RefSeq lists its product as uncharacterized. The record is from RefSeq and is a predicted model, not a curated record. The transcript has a single exon. Bases 1 to 540 code for a protein of 179 amino acids. NCBI's taxonomy places the organism in Eukaryota, Fungi, Ascomycota, Eurotiomycetes, Chaetothyriales, Herpotrichiellaceae.
AUGGCUGGUCCGAGUACGCUCCGCUCUCCAAAUCGAUACAUCACAACACUGGACGAAUCCGGAAGAUCUGUCCUAUCCUCUACUAUCCCAGCCCCAGACUUGCCACUCUUCGAAAUACCUGGCGGGGGACCACGUAUAUCGUUAGUCUACGCGACCAACCGCUUUCCCGUCAAGCUCGAUCCGAUUGAGGACUUGGCCACGUACAAUGCCUUCUGCUCGGAACUGCCGCCCAUGUGCCUUCCACAAGGUGUGAUCAUCCGCAUUGUGGACAUACCUCCCAGUUACACGUCGGACAUGCAUCGAUCGGUCAGCAUGGGGUACAACACCGUGGUGGAAGGAGAAGUUGAGCUGAUCCUGGAUUCGGGGGAGUCGAGGCGACUUCUUCCAGGUGACACGGUCGUACAUCGCAUGGACAAUCAUGCCUGGCGCAACAACAGCACAACGCAAUGGGCAAGGCUGCUGGCAGUUGUGACACCGAUUGAGGGUGGCGUGGCGGAUGGGCACAAGCUGCCGGACAGCAGUGUUCCGUUCAAACAAUGA